Molecule: messenger RNA, 7640 nt
Organism: Podarcis lilfordi (Lilford's wall lizard)
Lineage: Eukaryota; Metazoa; Chordata; Lepidosauria; Squamata; Lacertidae
Source: the annotation of a GenBank genome assembly
GGAGGACGGACGAACUUCCUGGAGUAUCAUCAACAGAGCGGCCGCCAUCGCUGCGGCUGCAGGGAGCGCAGAGCCGCCAGGCCGAGCCCGCUUCCUCGCCGGACCGGAGUGAAGACUGCCCUCGGAGAACGCGCCGGGCUUGGCGAACGCUGCCAGCUGGAAACUGCUCAGGUGGUCCCUGGGGUGGAGGGCAAGGAAGUGACUGCUCUCUUUGCAGGUAACGCUUUGAAGCGGACCACCCACCCACUUCCAGGGUGGGCAUCUGCCCGGCGCUGCGCCCUGUUAAAAUCAACGUUUUCCAAUACCAAGAAGUCCAUAACUGCUUGUUGUUAACUGUGUGAAUUGGCAAACCCCCCCUCAAGACCCUCCCCCCGGGGAAUGUAUAUUUAAUUUGACAUAUGCUGAAUUAAAAUUCUACUGGAUUUUGGUAGGAGGUUCUACUGGAUUUUGCUAGGAUCAGAAAGUCAGAAAGUCGGCGGUUCGAAUCGCUGCAACGGGAUGAGCUCCCGGGAUGAGCUCCCGUUGCUCGGUCCCUGCUCCUGCCAUCCUAGCAGUUCGAAAGCACGUCAAAGUGCAAGUAGAUAAAUAGGUACCGCUCCGGUAGGAAGGUAAACUGCGUUUCCGUGUGCUGCUCUGGUUCGCCAGAAGCAACUUAGUCAUGCUGGCCACAUGACGCGGAAGCUGUACGCCGGCUCCCUCGGCCAAUAAAGCGAGAUGAGCGCCGCAACCCCAGAGUCGGCCACGACUGGACCUAAUGGUCAGGGGUCAUGAAAAGAACACACACACAACCAUUCAUUCAUUAUUUUCAUAUGUGUGUGUGUGUGUAUACAGUCAUACCUUGGGUUGAAUACGCUUCAGGUUGAGUGUUUUCGGGUUGCGCUCCGCGGUGACCCGGAAGUAACGGAGUGCAUUACUUCUGGGUUUCGCCGCUCACACAUGUGCAGACACUCAAAAUGAUGUCACGCGCAUGCACAGAAGCGGCGAAUUGCAGCACGUGCAGACGUGUGUUGUGUUCGCUUCAGGAUGCGAACGAGGCUCUGGAACGGAUCCUGUUCGCAUCCAGAGGUACCACUGUAUGUGUGUGGGUGUAUGUAUAUUUUAUUAUUAUUUAUUAAAUUUGUAUACCGCAGGUCUCGGGGUGGUUCACAACAUAAAAACAACAUAAAAACACGAAAUACAUACUAAAAAUCAGAACGACCCAAUACCCCCCCCCCCGCUUCCCCUACACAACAACAACUCUGAUUAAAUUGUAUGGUAGUGGGGGUCUGACUGCUCGUGAAACGGUUACGUCAGGGGUCAGCAAACUUUUUCAGCAGGGGGCCGGUCCACUGUCCCUCAGACCUUGUGGGGGGCCGGACUAUAUUUUUUGGGGGAAAAUGAACAAAUUCCUAUGUCCCACAAAUAACCCAGAGAUGCAUUUUAAAUAAAAUGACAUAUUCUACUCAUGUAAAAACACGCUGAUUCCCAGACCGUCUGUGGGCUGGAUUGAGAAGGCGAUUGGGCCGGAUCCGGGCCCCGGGCCUUAGUUUGCCCACCCAUGGGUUACAUUUUUUUUAAUUUAUUCAGGUCCAUAGCAGCAGGCAUGGAUCAAGAUCUCCCCAGUCACCCUGUGGAGGCCUGCAAGGAAUUGUCUGCCAAUUGCAGUUGCAUCACAUAUCUCCUUCACUAGAUGUUUGAAGGAUGCACAUGCCUUCUUCGUUUUCUAAGCGUCUUCAGCGUGAUAAAUACUGAUCCCACGCAGAUCCAUCUACAGUGCUCCAUAAAACGUGAAACUGCCUCCAGAUACCAAAACAGUGCUAUUUUUCUAGAAAAAGAGGUUCUGGAGCUCACCCUUCUCCCUUGUCCUCUUAGAAUGGCAAUGGCGCCCACCUGAGAGGUGCCAGAGGUGAGUUCUGGCUAAAAAAAAUAUCUCUGCACAGUGCCUAGGGAAGGGACGGGGAACCACCUGAAGCUAUCCAGGUGUUGUUGGACUCUAACUCCCAUCAGCCCCAGCCAACAUAGUCAGUAGUCAGGGAUGAUGGGAGUUGUAGUUCAUCAACAUCUGGAGGGCCACAGGUUCCCCAUCCCUGACCAGGAGUGUUGAGGAUGAUGCAGAGGUGGCUGUUGUUCAGGUUCAGAGGUGCUGUGCCACUGAAGACCCCCCUUUUUUUGGAAGUGGCAGGAGGAGGGGGGCUAUUGGCUCCAAGCCUUCCUUGUCUUACUGAGGCAUCUUUUUUAACCACUCUGGGAGACAAGAGCCUUUUAUCUGAUGCAACAAAACUGCUCUUUUGGGAUGAGUGGGGAAAUAAUGUGUACGUUUGUGAGGAAUGCUUUCAGCUCUUUACCCUAGGAUGGUGUACUCUCACCCACUCUGCUGCUGCUUUUAAGUCUUUAAAUAGUCAGAAAACCCUGCCACAUAACAUGAGUAGUUGAGCUCCCUAAGAGCCACUUUACCUAGAAGUAAACACAUACACGUUGCUAGGUUUGAUAACCUCUUAGAGGUGCCAUUUGCUGUUUUAAGUGGUAUACAAAUCUGGUUAAAUAAACAAAACAGCAUAAAAAUAUCUAAGGGGUAAAAAUGGAAGAACUGUCAUUGGUUACUACCAUUACCGUGCACUCAACUUUCCCAAAUGUAUUUUUCUUACCUGACGUUUUUAAUAGGUGGAGUUAAGCAUUGGACUCGUGUAAUUUUUGAUGAUACUUUGGGAUGCAUUCGGUUAGCAAUGUCACUCGAAACCUCUGAUUGGGUUGGCAUCUAGAUACCCCAAAAAGUUGUUUAUUGUGUCCAAUGUACAGUGCUACCUCGGGUUAAGAACUUAAUUCGUUCUGGAGGUCCGUUCUUAACCUGAAACUGUUCUUAACCUGAAGCACCACUUUAGCUAAUGGGGCCUCCUGCUGCCAGCGCAUGAUUUCUGUUCUCAUCCUGAAGCAAAGUUCUUAACCCGAGGUACUAUUUCUGGGUUAGCGGAGUCUGUAACCUGAAGCGUCUGUAACCCGAGGUACCACUGUACAUUAUCAGUGCAGCCAGGCAAGGCUGGUAGCCUUGUAGUAAAUACUUGCAUGUGUUAUACAGUACUUCUGCUCUCUCCACGAUCUGCGGCAAUUGUCUAUUCUCCACACCUUUCACCCACACUGGUGUAUUUUUAUUAUUAUUAUUAUUAUUACAGUGGUACCUCUGGUUGUGAACGGGAUCCGUUCCAGAGGCCCGUUCGCAACAUGAAAAGCCCGCACCCUGAAGCGCCAUAUCUGCGCAGGUGUGCAGUGCAAUUUGGUGUUUGUGCGCAUGUGUGAAGUGCGAUUUAACACUUCUGUGCAUGCGCCAGCGGCGAAACCCAGAAGUAACACUUUCCGGUACUUCUGGGUCGCUGCGGGAUGCAACCUGAAAAAACGUAACAUGAAGCAAACGUAACAUGAGGUAUGACUGUUUAUUUGUUGUUGUUGUUGUUAUACUGCCCUAUACCAAUAGAUGUCAGGACAGUUCAUAGCACAAAAUUUAGAAAAUGCUUCCUUCUCACUCAAUAUCAGAACGGUGUACAGCAACUUUUUAAAAAAGUUGAAAGCAGCAUAACCCUGUAAACAAAGUUUACUGGUUUAAAAAUGUGGGGAAGCAGGUGGAGAUCUGGGCUUCAGUAGUGUUUGAUCUGCCUUGACUACUUUCUAAAAGUCCCCGAAGAGGAGAUUGAAAAACCUAGAAUGCUUCUGGUUUUGAGCUCUGUUUGUCUUCCUGUUUCGGGAAGCUUUUAAUGUUUGAUGUAUUAUAGUAUUUUAAUAUUCUGUUGGAAGCCGCCCAGAGUGGCUGGGGAAGCCCAGCCAGAUGGGCGGAGUAUAAAUAAAUUAUUAUUAUUAUUAUUAUUAUUAUUAUUAUCAACAGGCGAUGGGAUGGCGGCUGAGCUGAAGGAACAGAGAUGCGUGAAGGAAGAGCCCGGAACGACGGCGGUGCUGGCGGGCGGCUCGGAAGAGACGGUCUCCCACAGCUGCAAGCGGGAGAGAGGGAACAGGGGCCGAGACUUGCCAGAGAAGCGAGAGAGAGCUGAGAAAAUCCGAGAAGGAGCUGCUCUGCCACGCAAGGAGCAGGGCUUUGGGAAUCUUGACCAAAUAGUGAUCCAGCAGCUGAUCCACAUUGGAGGAGGCGGAAGGAGGCGCGGCAAGCAGGGGGAGAACUUCCGCCAGGCCUCGGGCCUCGGCAAGGCUUCAAUCGUCCGCCUGGGAGAGAAGCCGUACCUGUGCAUCGUCUGCGAGAAAACCUUCCGCAACCACUCGGGCCUCAUGGUCCACCAGCGGAUCCACACGGGGGAGAAACCUUACAAAUGCCCCGACUGCGAGAAGAGCUUCAAUCAGCGCUCGCACCUGACCUCCCACCGCGGCACCCACACCGGAGAGAAGCCCUUCAAGUGCUUUGCCUGCGGGAAGAGCUUCAGCUACAACUCGGGCCUGGUGAUCCACCAGCGCAUCCACACGGGGGAGAAGCCGUACCAGUGCCCCGGGUGCGAGAAGAGCUUCAGCCAGAAAUCCCACCUGCUGUCGCACCAGAGGACCCACGUCGGGGAGAAGUCCUUCAAGUGCCUGGACUGUGGGAAGAGCUUCAGCUACAACUCGGGCCUGGUCAUCCACCAGCGCAUCCACACCGGGGAGAAGCCGUACAAAUGCUCGGACUGCGGGAAGAGCUUCAACCAGCGCUCCCACCUCGUGUCGCACCGAGGCGUCCACACGGGGCACAAGCCCUACUCGUGCCGGGAUUGCGGGAAGAGCUUCAGCUUCAACUCGGGCCUUGUCAUACACCAGCGGCUGCACACGGGGGAGAAGCCUUAUGAGUGCUCCGACUGCGGGAAGAGUUUCAAUCAGAAAUCGCACCUUAUUUCACACCAGAGAGUCCACGCCGGGCAAAAGCUCUGACUAGCUGGCGGCAGAUACCAUAUGUUUCCGUGCAUAACACAACACGCCCCCUAUUUUGGGGGACUACAUUUUAAGAAAAUGGGGGGAGAUGGCCCAGAGUUGUUGAGCUUUUUUUGGGGGGGGGGAUGCAGAAAAUCACUCCCCCGACUCAAAAAUGCUGAGAAUCGCACGCGUCACCAAAGCUAACAAGCGUCUGCCCGCCCGCCACCAGCAGCCAGCAAUCGCCCGCCCAAUUGGCACAGCAGAAGCCAAUCUGAAACACCCCUUGCCGCAGCCACCAAUCACCCACCCAACUGACGCAGCAACAGCCAAUCCGAAGCAGCCCUUGCCGCAGACACGAAUCACCCACCCAAUCACCGGUGGCAAGCUGCUGCUCGCAGUUGAAACACAUUGUUCGUCCCUCCUCUGCACUAUCUGUGUAUAAGACAAACUCCAUUUUUUAACAUUCUUUUUGAGUAAAAACUCUUGUCUUAUACACGGAAAAGUACGGUAUGCCUGCUAUUUAGCUAUGGUUCCUGCAUUGCAGGGGGUUGGACCAGAUAGCGUUUCCAGCUCUUGACAGGACUAUAAUUUCACCUCUAGAAAGGGUCUAGAACAGGGUUCCUCAAAUUUGUGUGUCUAGCAGUUUUUGGACUACAGUUCCCAUCGUCCCUGACCCCUGGUCCUGCUAGCUGGGGAUGAUGGGAGUUGUAGUCCCAAAACAGCUGGAGACCCCCUGAUCUAGAACACUGGUCUCUAAGCGGUAGCUUGCAGGUAAUGACGCACCGCCAGUAUUCCUCAAAGUGUGUGCCGCGUGGCAGUGGCAUGGUUGUAUUAGAAUUUUGAAGGUGAAUUUAUACAGGUGUGUAUAAACUGCACAUUCGAUGACAGCUGCCUUUCUUUUUGCUACAGAUCAACAGCACUGCACUGAGAAGGAGGACUGAAGGGAGAGAGAGAAAAAUCUAGGCAUUCAACAAGAAGAUAGUUACUGCUGAAACCCAGUAUUAAAAAUCCAACAUUAAUCUCUCUCCCUCCUCCACUUUUCUGAGGUGAAAAAACCCUUAGACUUAAAGCUAAAGGAUUUAUUGAUCAACUGCUAUAGGAAAGUAUUUAAAACUACCUGUUAAACAUUUUAUAUUGGCCUGUCAGGGUAUGCUUCUUAGCUGGUUUGGAAUCUCUAGCCUGUUUCAGAAAGUUGCAUCAGUGUAGGGAGGAGAGUGAAUCUUCCUUGCUGGCUCUGUUUGCCAUGCCUGAAAAAGGGAUCCUAGCUGUGUACAGCUGUGUGUGAGUAGAUCACCUUUUCAGAUGUUACACUGAAUGCAGGGCUGAUGAGCCAGCAAAGGGUGCAGCGCACAAGGCACAUUCCUUCUCUCUCUUUACCUGUUCAGCCUGCAAGUGGAGGCAACUUUGGGAAGAGGGCUUCUUAAGUGAAAAAAAUAUAGCCAGAUGUGAUGUUGGAUCCUCCAGAUUGGAUUAUUGCAAUGUACUCAGCAUGGGGCUGCCUCAUGGGGCUGGCCACAGCAGCCAAGCUUGUGACUUGGGGCCCUGUUUCUUUAGAGCAGCCUUUCUCAACCUGUGGCUCCCCAGAUGUUGUUGAACUACAACUCCCAUCACCCCUAGCUAGCAGGGCCAGAGCUCAGGGAUGAUGGGAGUUGUAGUCCAACAACAUCUGGGGACCCACAGGUUGAGAACCACUGCUUUAGAGCAUAUAACUACAGUCCGCAACGCAAAAAAAUGCAACCUGAAGCGGACGCAAGAUGAAGUAUGGCUGUACAUAUUUCAGUUACCGGUUUGUUUGUGAGCAAAACUCAAAAGUGUUGGUUAUUCUACAAAUGCCAUUAAAAAUCGUUUGGGACCAGAAAAUCUGAAUGGCCAUCUGCCACCUGAGCCCACCCACCCACUGCAGUUGCCCUCAGAUGCUCUGCUUCUUGUCCCAACUCUGACUGGCUGGCCCAUGAGGCAAGGACUUUUCGGUUCUGGCACCUAGUUUGUGGAACUCCUCGCCAAAAAGGCCCUGUUGGUCCCCCUCCUUCUUAGUCUCUUGACAUUUUUACAAAAGGAAAACAUUUUGUUCCACUGUGCCUUUUAAUACCAGGCUUUUGUUUUUGUAUAGGUGUUUUGUUUUGUUUUUAAUUUGCAGAUUGUAGUUUGUGUUAACUGAUGCUGUGAACUGCCCCGAUGCCCAUGUGAAGAACCGAAAGCUGGGGGAACUAACUAUUUUAAUAAAUAAAACAGUAUUUAUCAAUAUUUUGUUAUAAGAGACUGUUACAACUUAACUGGGGGGAAACCCAACAUCUAUAUACAGCAUGUUGCUGUAUAUACAUUUACUAGUGCAUAUUACAGUACUGUAGUCUCUCAAGUCUGUUCGUUAUAAUAUAUAAACUCUAUUCGGAAGUUUCCCUUGCACUUUGGGCAAACUUGGGAGGUGGGAGCAGGGCUGUGCUGAUGAGCCCCACCCGGGCAAAGAAGUGCAAGCAGGCAGCCUUUGCCUGCAUGAACAAAGGGGGCUACACUAUCGGGAAUCCUAGAUGUGCAGGAUUCCUGAUUGCAUGGAAGCCUGUGUGUAUGUUUGUGAAGGCUGCCUCCCUGCAUGUUUGCACUGUCCCUCCAGAUGCCAGCAACUUACCAACUUACUAAGGGAGGCCAGGGCUGGCUGAUGGUUCCCCUCUCUCUUUCUCGCGUUUGUCCAACUUCUGAAUAGGGCUAUGAACAUUUCUGUAUCUGAAGUAUAGACACUGCCUGUAAUCACCCCGCCUGCUUGCAAUAAAUGGAGUGUGUGCAAUGACCAA